GUUGAGCUCUCGGACGAAACGGGAUUUCAAGGAAGAAAAUGGCUGCCCCCAUGAAUUUAAAAUUGAGAUGUUUUUGUAAAAAUAAACAGUUUUUAACUGCGCUUGUUGCUCAACAUGAUAGUAAAUUCGACAGAAAUCUUCAUUCACCUUCUGGAAAGGAAAAUCUAAAAGAAAAGCCUGAAAUUAGUGUUGAUUCUGAGGGGUUUAGACGUUACGUCCUGAAGAAAAAGGGACAGGGGAGCAAGUUUGAAAAGAAGAGAUAUGGAGAUGUCAGUUUGCCACCACUGACACCAAGAUCAGCAAAGAUGCCAGUGAACCAAGACUGGACAAAUGUUUGGCCAGCAGCCCAGACGUUUAAGUGGUCUGUUGUCCCACUGCCCCUCAGACAAGGAGCAUUGAAGAUACCAUCUGAGGCUAAGGGAGAUGGGUUCCCUCCUGACAAGUAUGGUAAUACAGAACUGUUGAAGAUUCCAAAUUUCCUCCAUCUUACACCAAAACAUAUCGAGAAGCAUUGUAAAGCCAUCAAGAAAUUCUGUACAUCUUGGCCAGAUGACCUGUCUGAUCGUCGUAGAAUGAAGUAUCAUUUUCCUGUGGAAGUUAUUACUGAAGAUUACCUGUUUGCAGGACCGUCAGUUCGAGACCCACGUGCUAGAGUGGUCACAAUGAAGUUUAGGACGGGAGAUCUCAAGCUAGACAAGCAUGCUGAAGAUAAAUUUCACAGACUGGUUGGCUCAUGGGAAAAUAAAGUCACUCUUAGAGCUGACAGAUGUCCAACUAAGAGACAGAACUAUGAUUAUUUACAGUAUUUGCUCACAGCUCUUUAUUUUGAAUCUUGGAAAGUGGAGCCAUGGGAGUCAGAGAUAACACCUGAAGAUUUUAAAGACUUUGCUUGGGAUUACAGCCCUAACAAAAAAUCUGUUGUUGAAUUGCUGAACAUAUACAGGCAGAAAUAUGAGUCAAAUGAGGAUCCUAACAAAGAGAAGCAACUCCCGUAUCUUCCUGAUGAAGAGAUAACUGUAGAUACAGUUAACUCCCUUGAACCAGUGACCAGUUAUAAACAAGCUGUAGAAGAGUUACAUAAUGCAGGAGAAAAUAUCACCACCAUUAACAACUAUAAAGACUCUGUGAUUAAAAUGCUUAACAUUCAAAGGAAGUCUCCAGUGUUAUAGUGCUUUAAAAUGAAAAAAUAAUAUACAAAAAUAUGAAAUUUAUCACCAUAAAUAAAGUGUUCUUGGUUUAUA
This is a messenger RNA of Ruditapes philippinarum (Manila clam), 1241 nucleotides long. Its product is annotated as small ribosomal subunit protein mS35-like. Gene Ontology annotation, cellular component: mitochondrial small ribosomal subunit. Gene Ontology annotation, biological process: mitochondrial translation. The record is from RefSeq and is a predicted model, not a curated record. Lineage: Eukaryota; Metazoa; Mollusca; Bivalvia; Venerida; Veneridae. Bases 39 to 1169 code for a protein of 376 amino acids. Gene Ontology annotation, molecular function: structural constituent of ribosome. The transcript has 9 exons.